AUGUCGACCUUCCCUGCGCCGCCGUCUUCCACGCCCGACUGCCAUCAGAACCCUCACCCGCCAUCGUUGCCAACCGCCGACCAACUCGCUCAAGUCAAACAAGCCAUUAUCUCCCUCCUUAACCAACCCGGCUAUGACGACGGCAGCGCGGGGCCCGUCCUGGUCCGCCUCGCCUGGCACAGCGCCGGCACAUACUGUGCGCAGACCAACACGGGCGGCUCCAACGGGGCAGGCAUGCGCUAUGAGAAGGAAGGGGGCGACCCGGCCAACGCGGGGUUGCAGCACGCGCGGGCCUUCUUGGAGCCCAUCAAGCGGCAGUUCCCGUGGAUCACGUACGCCGACCUGUGGACGCUGGCGGCCGUGGUCGCCAUCCGCGCGAUGGGCGGGCCCGAGAUCCCCUGGAUGGGAGGCCGCACAGACUUUGCCGACGACGACUCCAGGUUGCCGCCGCGAGGUCGCCUGCCGGACGGCGCCAAGGGCAGCGACCACCUGCGCUGCAUCUUCUAUCGCAUGGGCUUCGACGACCGUGAGAUUGUCUGUCUGAGCGGCGCGCACAACCUGGGCCGCUGCCACGCUGACCGUUCCGGCUUCGAGGGCAAAUGGGUCAACAACCCCACGCGCUUCAGCAACACGUACUUCAAGCUGCUCCGCACGCACGACUGGAAGAAGAAGACUCUGCAGAACGGGAUGGUGCAGUACGUGUAUGUGGAUGACGAUGCGCAAGACGGCGACGAGGGGGUCGAGGAGGCCGAGGAGCUGAUGAUGCUGCCCACGGACAUGGCCCUGCUCGAGGACCCGCAGUUCCGUGUCUGGGUAGAGCGGUAUGCGGCCGACAAGGAGCUCUUCUUCACCGACUUUGCGCGCGUCUUCGCCAAGCUGCUGGAGUUGGGCAUCCGGCGCGACCCCCAGUCCGGCGCCGUGCUCAACGACGAGAACGUCCACGCCGGAUAUCGCAGCGCUCCGAAGAAGAGCGACGCCCCAAUAGCGUCCGCAGCGACACGAGACCGUGUGGGUUGGGGCAGCAACAACGACCAUGCGGGCGCGCAGGUGAAGGUGGCGUUGAGCAAGACGAAUGCAACGGCGAGGACGUCCAAAUUGUAG
Messenger RNA from Cladophialophora psammophila CBS 110553, 1101 nucleotides. Its product is annotated as peroxiredoxin. Gene Ontology annotation, molecular function: peroxidase activity; heme binding. The transcript has a single exon. NCBI's taxonomy places the organism in Eukaryota, Fungi, Ascomycota, Eurotiomycetes, Chaetothyriales, Herpotrichiellaceae. The coding region runs from base 1 to 1101 and encodes 366 amino acids. The record is from RefSeq and is a predicted model, not a curated record. Gene Ontology annotation, biological process: hydrogen peroxide catabolic process; response to reactive oxygen species; cellular response to oxidative stress.